GACCUGGAUGCUCGUCAAUUGGAUUUGGAGCAGCUAUAGAAUUGGGGCCUCUUAUAGUUGUCGAAAACGGCCUUGAAUAUAAUCAGCAAUCUUGGUACAAAGAGGCUAAUUUGCUGUUUGUAGAGUCGCCAGUUGGGGUUGGGUUCUCAUACACCAACACACCAAGUGAUUUCAACAAUAUGGACGACAAAUUUGUUGCUGAGGAUACCUACAUAUUUAUGGUUAGAUGGCUGAAAAAAUUUCGACAGUUCCAACACUGCAAUUUUUUUAUUGCAGGCGAGAGCUAUGCAGGUCGUCAUUAUGUACCUCAGCUGGCUGAACUUGUGUAUGACAGGAACAAGAUGACGAAUAAAUAUCCACAUAUCAACUUCAAAGGAUUUAUUGUAGGAAACCCUGAAACUAGCGACGAAUUUGAUAAUCAAGGCAUACUCGAGUUCGCAUGGAGCCACUCGAUUAUAUCAGAUCAAACCUAUUACGUGGCAAAAAAAACGUGUGAUUUCAGGACCGACGACUGGUCAGACCCGUGUGCUGAUGCUAUGAUUUCGUUAUGGAAUCAAUAUAACGACAUAGACUUCUACAACAUUUAUGCCCCUUCUUGUCUUGCCAACACCACCUCAACUUUUCUUCACCAUACUGCCCUUACCGGAAAAAACUUCUCAUAUACAAAGGCAUGCAAAAUGCAACACUUUCUCCAACUUCUUACAAUUCCCCCAAUUCAAGGACAUUCUGACCCGUGUUCUUCCCAAUACACUAACAAGUACUUCAACAGAAAAGACGUCCAAAAGGCACUUCAUGUUAAUUGUAGAAAACAUGGAUCAUAUAUAAAAUGGCAAGAAUGCAAUUAUACUAUAUUCGGAGCAUACAAUCGCUCCGUUUUUUCCGUGUUGCCGAUAUACAAAAAGCUCACCAAUGCAGGUUUGAAGAUAUGGAUGUACAGCGGGGAUGUAGAUGGCCGUGUCCCAUUCAUUGGUUCAAGAUACUGUGUGGAAAAUCUUAACUUAACACUCAAAACUCCUUGGACUAAUUGGUAUUAUGAUCAUCAGGUAGCAGGAAGAAUGGUGGAAUAUGAAGGGUUGACGUUUUUAACCGUGAGAGGGGCGGGCCAUUCGGUGCCUUCCGACAAGCCGAACGAGACCUUAGCCUUAAUCCACUCUUACUUGACCGGCCAACCUCUUCAAACCCACAAAUAA
This is a messenger RNA of Striga hermonthica, 1190 nucleotides long. NCBI's taxonomy places the organism in Eukaryota, Viridiplantae, Streptophyta, Magnoliopsida, Lamiales, Orobanchaceae. The record is from the annotation of a GenBank genome assembly.